Candida tropicalis MYA-3404 is the source of this 456-nucleotide messenger RNA. Its product is annotated as formate dehydrogenase. The transcript has a single exon. NCBI's taxonomy places the organism in Eukaryota, Fungi, Ascomycota, Pichiomycetes, Serinales, Debaryomycetaceae. Gene Ontology annotation, molecular function: NAD binding; oxidoreductase activity, acting on the CH-OH group of donors, NAD or NADP as acceptor. Gene Ontology annotation, cellular component: cytosol. The record is from RefSeq and is a predicted model, not a curated record. Bases 1 to 456 code for a protein of 151 amino acids.
AUGUCCAAACCUGUUAUUUUAAUGGCUCUUUACACUGGUAGUCAACACUCCAAAGAAGAAGAACGUUUGUUGGGUACCAUUGAAAACGAAUUGGGUAUCAGAAAACUUGUUGAAGAACAUGGUUACGAAUUGAUCACUACUGAUGAUAAAGAUCCAGAACCAACUUCUACUUUUGAUAAAUACUUGGACAGAGCUGAAAUCAUCAUCACCACUCCAUUCUUCCCAGCUUAUGUAACAAGAUCAAGAAUUGCUAAUGCACCAAACUUGAAAUUGUGUAUCACUGCUGGUGUUGGUUCUGACCAUUAUGAUUUGGAUGCCUUGAACGAAAGAGGUAUUGCUGUCUUGGAAGUGACUGGUUCCAAUGUCCAAUCUGUUGCUGAACAUGCUGUUAUGACCAUGUUGAUUUUGAUCAGAAACUACGGCGAGGGUCAUCACCAAGCCAUCAGUGGUGGUUGA